AUGACUAAUAAAUUAAAAAAAACAAGACCAAUUAUAAAUAAACCUUUAUAUAUAAAAGAUAUUGACAAUAUAGUCGGUAUAAAUUUAUAUAAAAUAAAAUUUAUAUUUAAUAUGUAUAAUAACAAUAUAUAUAAAAAAAUUAGUAAUUAUAAUAAAAUUAAUUGUGAAUAUAAAAAUCUUAUAGUUAAAUAUUCUACUUUUAAUUUAAAUUCAUUUAAAAAAAAUUCAAUUAAAUUUAAUAACAUUCGAUUAAAUACAAUAAAAAAAAAUAAUGAAAACAAAAACGUCCAUAAAACAAAUAUGUAA
Molecule: messenger RNA, 306 nt
Organism: Theileria parva strain Muguga
Lineage: Eukaryota; Apicomplexa; Aconoidasida; Piroplasmida; Theileriidae
Exons: 1
Coding region: 1-306 (101 amino acids)
Source: RefSeq, a predicted model, not a curated record